This is a messenger RNA of Juglans microcarpa x Juglans regia, 1329 nucleotides long. RefSeq lists its product as uncharacterized. NCBI's taxonomy places the organism in Eukaryota, Viridiplantae, Streptophyta, Magnoliopsida, Fagales, Juglandaceae. The transcript has a single exon. The record is from RefSeq and is a predicted model, not a curated record. Gene Ontology annotation, molecular function: catalytic activity. The coding region runs from base 1 to 1329 and encodes 442 amino acids.
AUGAAAUGUUUAACUUGGAACUGUCGAGGGCUUGGGAACCUUCGAACAGUUCGUGAACUUCACUUCUUGGUGAAGCAAAAGGGCCCAAAUAUCCUCUUUCUCAUUGAGACUAAGAGUUCGAGAGAGGGGACUGAACAAAUCAGAAACAGUAUUGGCUUUGAUCGAAGUUUUACAGUUAAUGCUAAAGGGUCAAGUGGCGGAUUAGCUAUGAUGUGGAAUUCUGAAAUGGAUAUAGAGGUUCUUACUUAUACCAGUUUUCAUAUCUCAGUUCAAGUAAAAAAUUCCAAUCUUGGGAAGCUAUGCACUAUCAUAGGAUUUUAUGAACAUCCAGUAACUGCAAAAAGAGAGGGUAGUUGGCAAUUGCUUAGGCUUUUACAACCUAAAGACAAUAUCCCUUGGUUGUGCAUGGGUGAUUUUAACGAAAUUAUGUAUCAACAUGAGAAAUGGGGAGGAGCUCAAAGAUCCUUUACUCAAAUGCAAGGUUUCAAGAAUGCUUUACAGGACAGUGAUUUAUGUGACUUGGGAUACCAUGGAAUCAAAUAUACCUGGUCUAACAAUAGGGCAGGUUCUGAUUUUACCAAGGAGAGGCUUGACAGAGUAUGUGCUAAUACUCUUUGCAUUACCAUGUUUCCUUCAAUAGAGGUCUCAACAAUUGCAUCAAGUUCUUCAGGUCAUUAUCAACUUUUGACAAUUUUGAACACUCAAACACAACCUGUUAGUAGAAAAGAAAGGUUGUUCAGAUAUGAAUACAGUUGGGGUUCUAAUAAUGAGGGUAAGGAAUUAAUUUCAACUGCUUGGCAUGUCCAGAACAGUAUUGCUAAUUCAUCAGAAGGAUUGAAAUUCAAGAUGCUUAGAUGCAAAACACAAUUACUGAAAUGGAGUAAGACCAAGGAAAAAGAAGCUUCUGAUUCUAUUAAGGUGCAGCAAGAUAAGAUUGCAAAUCUACAAGCUAGAAAUACAGGUGAAGCAAUAGCAGAAAUUCAACAGAUUAAAAGGCUCAUUAAUUGGAAUCUGGAACAAGAAGAAGUGAAGUGGAAACAAAUGUCUAAACAAAGAUGGCUUAAAGAGGGUGAUAGAAACACAAGUUAUUUUCACAAGUGUGCUUCUCAAAGGCGCAAGACUAAUACUAUCAACAACAUCUAUGAUGGAGAGGGGCAUCUUCAAAAUUCUGCUCAAGUCAUUAAUCAGAUUUUUCAAGAUUUUUUCAAGGAUCUUUUUUCUACUUCAAAUCCAGUGGGCCAACAGCAAUUUGUAGAGACAAUGCCAAGAGUGAUCACAGAUGAGAUGAACCACAUGCUCCAGAAAGAUUUUGAAUUUUCUGAGGUUUAA